This is a messenger RNA of Hypanus sabinus (Atlantic stingray), 841 nucleotides long. Its product is annotated as complement receptor type 2-like. The coding region runs from base 9 to 740 and encodes 243 amino acids. The transcript has 4 exons. The record is from RefSeq and is a predicted model, not a curated record. NCBI's taxonomy places the organism in Eukaryota, Metazoa, Chordata, Chondrichthyes, Myliobatiformes, Dasyatidae.
CACCCACCAUGCCCGACAAUGGAUACAUUAUACCAAGGCAAACACUCUAUCGAUAUGACCAACAAAUUACCUUCGUCUGUAAUACUGGAUAUGAACUAGUGGGCAGCCGUUACAGUCGGUGUGGAGAUGAAGGCACCUUCACUCCUCCCCCACCUACCUGCAGGAAAGUGCAAUGUGAACGACCCAGAAAUUUGAACAAUGCAAUCAUUUAUCCAGAUCAACACAUCUAUUAUUAUGAAGAUCAUGUUACCUUCAGCUGUCUUCCUGGAUAUAUACUGAUGGGGAGCAUUGAGAGUGUGUGUGUAGGAAGAGACACCUUUGACCCUCCCCCACCUACCUGCAAGAAAGUGCAAUGUGAACGACCCAGAAAUUUGAACAAUGCAAUCAUUUAUCCAGAUCAACACAUCUAUUAUUAUGAAGAUCAUGUUACCUUCAGCUGUCUUCCUGGAUAUAUACUGAUGGGGAGCAUUGAGAGUGUGUGUGUAGGAAGAGACACCUUUGACCCUCCCCCACCUACCUGCAAGAAAGACAAUUCUGAAUGGACCAUUUCAAAAACAGCCCGUGGUAAGAUAAACACCAUCAUUCAGUGGAGCCACGAGAUAAUUAAUGAGAAAAAAGAUAUUAUCCAAAUGGAGAAUCGACUUCUUCAGAAGGAAGAAAGUAUCCUUUUAAAGUACCAAGCUAUUGUCCAAAAUCUUGAAAUAUUUCUUAACAGAACAAGCAUCCCCAAAGCAGCCUAGAGUUCUGCUCAGUUGUUAAUGCAAAUGUGUUUUACUGACAACUCCACAAGUUGAUUCUAUUGACAUAACUGUGGGCAUAAAUUUUUUUCUUCUGAAAUAAA